Molecule: messenger RNA, 1622 nt
Organism: Strongylocentrotus purpuratus (purple sea urchin)
Lineage: Eukaryota; Metazoa; Echinodermata; Echinoidea; Camarodonta; Strongylocentrotidae
Exons: 4
Coding region: 12-899 (295 amino acids)
Source: RefSeq, a predicted model, not a curated record
UGAAUCCAUCAAUGAUGUCUAAGAUUCAACUUCCUGACUCUCUCGAGACCGACUUUGAGCUGAGAGAACCUGAAAAGACACGACGUCGAAGGCAAGUCGACUCGCCAUCGACUCUCCCAACAUCGGUCCCACCAUCUGGUGCCGAGCAGCCAAGCCUGGGACAGAACCCAUUCGGACCAUACUCAUGGCCUAUGUAUUCUGGUCAAUGUUUCUUGUGUCCUGCUGGUGUUCCUGGAGAAAAAGGUUGUCAAGGCCCACAAGGGGUUGCCGGUAGGGACGGGAGAGACGGACGGGAUGCACCGACAGGUCCACAAGCUCAAAAAACACCCACUCCACCCAGCGACGGUGUCAUCUAUAUCCGCUGGGGUAACGAUGUAUGUCCUGAAGAUGCAGAACUCAUCUAUUCAGGUACUAUUGGAGGUGCACACUACACUCAUUCUGGUAGCGGCUCAAAUUAUCUCUGCAUGCCGGACACGCCUAUCUAUGACGAAGUAGAAACUUCCUUACAUAAUGAACGAGCCCGCCUAUACUCCUCUGAAUACCAAGUGAGCGGCGGUCCGUCACGCAUGCAAUCCAGUCUUGACCAGACUCCGACCUGUGCAGUCUGCAGGGCGCCCUCUGGCCGCACCAGCAAACUUAUGAUUCCUGCCCGCAACGUGUGUCCUUCUCAAGAGUGGCGUUUAGAGUACGCUGGUUAUAUUAUGGCACAGAGAUACAACCAGAAGAGAACGGAAUUCGUGUGUGUGGACCGAGAGAUGGUUCCUAAAGCGGGUACCCUGGGGAAUCAGAAUGGUGUGCUGUUGCACCUGACAGAAGUUCGGUGUCAGGUGGGUGAUGGCUUGGAUUGUGGACCCUACAUCGAUGGUUACGAAAUUACUUGCGCCGUCUGUACUAUCUGAAGUCCUACUAUUACAUUCCACUUCAUUUCGUGUAGUUUGACACACUUGUCAGUUCUUUUAAUGCUUUUAGAACAUUUUAUUUUCAUACACACAACAGUGAUACAAUGUACACCUUAGUUUCAGACACAUACUAGUGAUAAAGUGUAAAACUUAGUUUCAUAGAAAGACAACACCUUAGUUUCAAACACACAAUAGUGAUAAAAUGUACACCUUAGUUUUAUACGCAUAGCAGUGAUAAAAUGUACACCUUAGUUUUAUACGCAUAGCAGUGAUAAAAUGUACACCUUAGUUUUAUACGCAUACCAGUGAUAAAAUGUACACCUUAGUUUUAUACGCAUAGCAGUGAUAAAAUGUACACCUUAGUUUUAUACGCAUAGCAGUGAUAAAAUGUACACCUUAGUUUUAUACGCAUAGCAGUGAUAAAAUGUACACCUUAUUUUUAUACGCAUAGCAGUGAUAAAAUGUACAUCUUAGUUUUAUACGCAUAGCAGUGAUAAAAUGUACACCUUAGUUUUAUACGCAUAGCAGUGAUAAAAUGUACACCUUAGUUUUAUACGCAUAGCAGUGAUAAAAUGUACACCUUAGUUUCAGACACAUACCAGUAAUAAAAUGUAAACCCUAGUUUCAUACAUACAACAUAGAUAAAGUGUCAUGUAAAAUUAGGCCUGUUUUGUCGAUGGUUCUCUAAAUGUUGUAAAUGUAUAUUAAAUUUCAUGAUAGAUU